Ficedula albicollis (Collared flycatcher) is the source of this 405-nucleotide messenger RNA. RefSeq names its product EMI domain containing 1 (gene EMID1). The transcript is spliced from 3 exons. The annotation marks the transcript as partial. The record is from RefSeq and is a predicted model, not a curated record. Gene Ontology annotation, molecular function: protein binding. NCBI's taxonomy places the organism in Eukaryota, Metazoa, Chordata, Aves, Passeriformes, Muscicapidae.
UGGCAGCACCGCCAUGGCGCGCCUGGUGAUGUCGGUGUCCCCCGCAGCAACUGGUGCUCCUACGCGGUGACACGGACGGUGUCGUGCCACGUGCAGAACGGGACCUUCCUGCAGAGGGUGUUCCAGGGCUGCCGCUGGCCCCUGGCCUGCAGCGGGGGCAGCUACCGCGCCGUGAUCCGGCCCCUCUACAGGGUGACCUACAGGACAGUGACAGCGCUGGAAUGGCGCUGCUGCCCCGGGCACGGCGGAGCCAACUGCCAGCAAGGACCGCACUGCGGGUCCCAGCCCGGCUCCGGCUGCGUGGAUCCGGGGCUGGGAGGGCAGCGGGUGGCACCCGGGGGUGGGGACACCCUGGGGUGGGGACACCCCGGGGGUGGCACCGAGGGUCUGCAGGGCAGCGGGUGA